This is a messenger RNA of Panicum virgatum (switchgrass), 2210 nucleotides long. Its product is annotated as protein ASPARTIC PROTEASE IN GUARD CELL 1-like. The transcript has a single exon. The coding region runs from base 214 to 1761 and encodes 515 amino acids. The record is from RefSeq and is a predicted model, not a curated record. Gene Ontology annotation, biological process: proteolysis. Lineage: Eukaryota; Viridiplantae; Streptophyta; Magnoliopsida; Poales; Poaceae. Gene Ontology annotation, molecular function: aspartic-type endopeptidase activity.
CCGCUCGCCCUCGCCGCCGCGGGGGUGGAAGCGGAAGCGGGUUAAUCCAGCACCGGAAUGACGUGAUCCCCCCGUUCCUUUCCAUCCCAUCCCGUACCCUCUCAUCACUGCAGGCUGCUGCUGCAGCAGACGGCCUUGAAAAAUCCCACCACCUUCCUUGCUCCCUGCAUCACCCACUCCUCGCGCCACCCACCGGGAGCGUACGGCGCCACAAUGCGGCCGCCUACCCUCCUCCCGCUCGCCGCCGCCGCCGCCCUCCUCGUCCUCCUCCUCCUCGCCGCCGCGCCAACGCCCGCAGCCUCCCGCCGCCACCACCCCGCGGCGGCGGCGGCGGACACGGAGACGCUCGACGUCGCCGCUUCCCUCUCCCGCGCCCGCGCCGCGCUCUCCACCGACGCCGCCGCCGCCGCUUCGCUGCACCAGUCCGCCGCGGCGGCCGGGAAGCCGAAGCGCCGCUCCCCGCGGAAGGGCGCCUCCCCCCUCACGCUGCGGCUCCACGCGCGGGACUUCCUCCCGGGCGAGCAGGGCCGGCACGAGAGCUACCGGUCCCUGGUGCUGUCCCGCCUCCGCCGCGACGCGUCCCGCGCCGCGGCGGUGUCGGCGCGCGCGGCGCUGGCGGCGGACGGGGUGACGCGCCUCGACCUCGUCCCCGCCAACGCGUCGGCGGUGUUCGCGGCCUCCGCGGCGGCGAUCCAGGGCCCCGUGGUGUCCGGCGUGGGGCAGGGCAGCGGCGAGUACUUCUCCCGCGUCGGGAUCGGCAGCCCCGCGCGGCAGCUGUACAUGGUGCUCGACACCGGCAGCGACGUGACCUGGGUGCAGUGCCAGCCCUGCGCCGACUGCUACCAGCAGUCGGACCCCGUCUUCGACCCCUCCCUCUCCGCCUCCUACGCCGCCGUCCCCUGCGACUCCCCGCGCUGCCGGGACCUCGACACCGCCGCCUGCCGCAACGCCACGGGCGCCUGCCUCUACGAGGUGGCCUACGGCGACGGCUCCUACACCGUCGGCGACUUCGCCACCGAGACGCUCACGCUGGGGGACUCGCCGCCCGUCGGCAACGUCGCCAUCGGGUGCGGCCACGACAACGAGGGCCUCUUCGUCGGCGCCGCGGGGCUGCUCGCGCUCGGCGGGGGCCCGCUCUCCUUCCCGUCCCAGAUCUCCGCCGCCACCUUCUCCUACUGCCUCGUGGACCGCGACUCCCCCGCCGCGUCCACGCUCCAGUUCGGGGACGGCGCCGCCGAGGCCGGCACCGUGACGGCGCCGCUCCUCCGCAGCCCUCGCACGAGCACCUUCUACUACGUCGCCAUGACCGGCAUCUCCGUGGGCGGGCAGCCGCUGUCCAUCCCGCCCUCCGCCUUCGCCAUGGACGCCGCCUCGGGGUCGGGCGGCGUCAUCGUGGACUCGGGCACCGCCGUCACGCGGCUCCAGGCCGCGGCCUACGCGGCGCUCCGCGACGCCUUCGUCCGGGGCACGCCGUCGCUGCCCCGGACCUCCGGGGUGUCGCUGUUCGACACGUGCUACGACCUGUCGGGCCGGACGAGCGUGGAGGUGCCCGCCGUGGCGCUGCGGUUCGAGGGCGGCGGCGCGCUGCGGCUGCCGGCGAAGAACUACCUGAUCCCCGUUGACGGCGCCGGGACCUACUGCCUGGCGUUCGCGCCCACGAACGCCGCCGUGUCCAUCAUCGGGAACGUGCAGCAGCAGGGCACCCGCGUCAGCUUCGACACCGCCAAGGGCGCCGUCGGCUUCACGCCCAACAAGUGCUAGCCUGGCGGCAGCGGUAGUAGUAGUGGGGCGAUUAGUGGAGGAGGUAAUUAAUGUAAUGUUAUUUAGUGGGGCCGGGAGGGGACGGGGAGGACCCACCGGGGUCUAUGCGCUGCCGCUGCCGGUCUGGGGAGGCGCGAAAGGCCAAGGCGAGGACAGGUGAUUCCAUGCCAUGCCAGCCUGUGCGGUGGGGGUCCCGUGUUCUUCUCGGUCUUUGAGUAUGGAUGGGGUGCGUGCUUGCGUGUCGUCGGGCUUCUUCCUUUGGGGUUGGGUGUGGGUGUGGGUUUGCGUGGUGGAUUUGCGUGCGUGGAGGUGGAGCCGUGGCAUGACCAACUACCUCUUGCCAUGGGGUGCUCCGGUUUAUUUAAAAUUUCAUCUCAUGUCCAGAAAAUGGAAGUUUCCAUCCCUCGGAAACACACUUAUUACAAAUGGCUUAGAUCUGCAAGUGUAUU